AUGUGCGAACUCAAACCCGCGGCGCCCACGAGCAACGCGUCGCAGCAGGCACAGCAGCAGCAGUCCCCGCGCCAGCUGUCCCUCUCGUUCUUUGCGCGCGCCAGCCUGUGCGUGGAGGGGGAAGGGGCCGCGGAAGGGGAGGCGGAGCGGCUGUUGAAGGUGCUGCUGCUGGCAGUUCCGCUGAACGCUUCCGCGGCCGCCGCGGCAGGGGGAGGGGCAGAGGGGGGAGGAGCGGGGGAGCAGGUGUGGGGGGAGUGGCGGGUGGGCGUGCCGUGUGGGGGGGGCAGUGCGAGUCUGUCCGGCGCCUUGCCUUGGUUCCAAGUGGGGCCCCUCCUCUUCCCCCUCCCUCACCCCCCCGAUUCCUCCGCCCCUUCCCCUUCCUCGUUGGUAGUGCCUCCAGGGGGAGUGGCGCUGCACUUGGUGAUUCGAGGCGUGCAAGGCAGUAACAGCAGCAGCAACAGCAACAGCAGCACUGCGAUCGUUGCCACCACCAGCGGUGUUGCCACCACCAGCGGUGUUGCCACCACCAGCGGUGUUGCCACCACCAGCGGUGUUGCCACCGCCAUGCCCACAGCAACAGCAGGAGCAGGGGCAGCAGCGGGUGCGAAUGCGACGAUGGUGAAGAGAGAGGGCAUGGCGUCAGAAACUUUUGAUUCGACUCAAAAGGCAGCAGCGGGAGCGAAUGUGACGAUGGUGAAGGGAGUGGGCGUGGCGUCGGAAGCGGGGAGCACUGAUAUCGACCUUGUGUCUGUCAUGCCCACUAGCACCGACCCCUCUCCCCUCAAGUCGUUCUCCCACUGGCCCCUCUCCAGCGCCCACCCGCUCCUCACAGCCGGCUCAGCUCGCCGCAAGGCCUCCUCGCUCUCCCUCACCACGCUCUCCGACCUGAAUGCUGCAUCCCUCGCGCUGCACCCCACCCCGUUUGCUCUGCUCGCCCCUGCCACGCCCACCUCCCCCUGCCGCCCCUUCUCCUUCUCCACUUCCUUCACCUUCCGCAUCUCCUCCCCCAACGCCGCGGGGCUGGGCGGCGAGGGCUUGGCGUUUGUGAUGCUGCCGACGCCCACGCUCGGCCUGCCGGGGCCGUCCCUGGGCUACGGGCGCCUGCUGCUGCCCCCGGGGAGCACCACUGCUGCUGCUAAUGCUUCUGAUGACGGUUCCAGUGUCAGUGAUGCAGCAGUGUCAUCGCAGGUACACUUCAGCUCAGGUGGGAAGCAGUUCAUUGUUUCACAGGGGCAGCAACGCACGCAGCAGCACAGGGGCCCGGCAGUGGAGUUUGGCACUGCACGCCUUGCCAUUCUUCCUUCUUUCACUUUGCCUGCCCCUUCUCACCCCCUGUCACCCUCCCCCCUCUAUCCACAUCAGCAGCGGAGUCUGGCAGUGGAGUUUGACACGUGCGCCUCCCCCGAGUUCUGGGACCGGCAGGAGCACCACGUGGGGGUGAACGUGGACGGCAGCAUGCUCUCUCUCGCCUCUACCCCCGUGCACCCCGUCGGCAUCCCCUCCCUCAACGCCGGUCAAACCCUCCUCGCCACCAUCCAAUACAACGCCUCCUCCUCCCAGCUCACCGUCUGGCUCUCCCCAGCCCCACCCUCCUCCUCCUCCUCUUCCUCCUCCUCCUCCUCCUCCUCCUCCCCUCCUCUCCCCACCUCUGCCGUCCUCACCACAUUCCUCGACACCUGCGAGUGGCUCGGGGGGAACGACCUGGAAGCAGCAGCAGCAGCGCCGCCCCCGCCGUUGUUUGUGGGCUUCACAGCGGCUACUGGCAAGGGGGCGGAGCAGGCGCAGGCGCACGAGGUGCUGGGCACAAGGAAGCGUUUCUUCGCCGCCGACCUCUCUGUCGCUGCUGACGUGGCAUCCACCAGCCAAUUAGACGACCCCGCCCCGGGAGCCAUCUUCUUCCCUCGCCGUCUCCCCCUCCUCUACCCCUCCUCCUCCCCUCCCUUCCCUCCUCCUUCCCCGGAGGAGGUGUGGCAGAUGAGGGUUGACUAUAACGGGAGCAGCAAGGAGAUGGUGCUUAGAUGGUACCGCCCGCCUGUUCUAAAAGGCAGCGUGAGGGUCUCUAUUGACCUCUGUGCUGCUCUCAGUGGCGCCUCUGACACCAGUGGUAGCGGCAGUGACAGCAGCGGAAGCGGCAGUGACAGCAGCGGUGUGACGGACCCAGCAUCGCCAUCUUUUGGGCAGCUGUUUGUGGGGUUCACCAGCGCUGCUCUCCCUCCCCCCCCUGGCCGCCUGCCUUCCCCCGUCACCCUCUCCUCCUGGACCUUCAGAUUCACAGACACUGACCCUUGCACGGGUUCUCCGGUGCUGCCCUGUGGAACGGGCGUGUGCACCAAGGCACCUGCCCCGUGGGACCCGUCUAUCCUCCUGCCCUCCUGCAAGUGCCCCUUCAAUCUCCCCUCCUUCCAACCCGCUCACCUCGCCGGCCUGCCCUCCUGCUUCCCCGAUUCCUUCACGUGCCGCCACCUUCCCCGCAACCCGUGUGCCCCGGGGGUGUGCAUGGAUGACAUAGACGGCACCUACUCCUGCCUCUGCCCCUCGCCCUUCUUCCCCUUCUUCUAUCCGAAACGCACUACCCGCUGUUACCAAUUGCGAUCGUUUGAGCUGCGAGUGCCCACAUUCCUGUCUCCCUACGGCCUCACAUGCCCUCUCAUCCUCAACACUUACGGACUCACCCAAGCGGCCUUCUUCAGCCAAAACAAGGGCUUCCAGUGCCGAGCGCCCAUCCCUGUGGAGACUGUCAUCAACGUCACCAGCCGGGCUUACUCCCAAUGCACCUCCAUGUACACUGCUAAUUAUGGUGACUCGUGUGACUCCCUCAACGCGCUCUUCUCCCUCAGUUGCUCUGAUGGGCCCCGGCCCGGCCAGCUCCUCUGUGUGGACUUCAACAGGACGUGGCUAGAGCUGGCAAAAACCCGCGUGGCAUGCCAAGUCUUUGCCCAAAUCACCCCAGCCAUCACCACAACCCCAGCCACACCGCCUCCGAGCCAUCAGCCACCCCCUCCCCUAGUCGAGUAUACAACCCAGGGCGUGACCGUGACUGUGCUCCAGGGCCCGCAGUCCUGCCAGCAGCUGUGGCGUGCAUUUGGCAUCGCCUCCCCGAUGAGAUUCUUCCAGAUGAAUCCUGGGCUUUCGUGCGACUCCCUGCUGCCGUACAGCCCCACGCAGGGCAAUGUGAUGAGUAAG
Messenger RNA from Closterium sp. Naga37s-1, 3183 nucleotides. The record is from the annotation of a GenBank genome assembly. Lineage: Eukaryota; Viridiplantae; Streptophyta; Zygnematophyceae; Desmidiales; Closteriaceae.